Schistocerca serialis cubense is the source of this 819-nucleotide messenger RNA. RefSeq names its product circumsporozoite protein-like. Bases 1 to 819 code for a protein of 272 amino acids. Lineage: Eukaryota; Metazoa; Arthropoda; Insecta; Orthoptera; Acrididae. The transcript is spliced from 3 exons. The record is from RefSeq and is a predicted model, not a curated record.
AUGUACCACCAGUCACUGUCUCUAGAUAUAGUUAUUCCACAGCUGUACACGUCACCAAUGAUUCUUGACCUGAGCAAAAAUUUACAAAAACAGCUGCAAAAACGUCCUUACAAUCAGUUACUAUCUGUAGACGGCGCCGCCGAAGACGGCGCCGCCGAAGACGGCGCCGCCGAAGACGGCGCCGCCGAAGACGGCGCCGCCGAAGACGGCGCCGCCGAAGACGGCGCCGCCGAAGACGGCGCCGCCGAAGACGGCGCCGCCGAAGACGGCGCCGCCGAAGACGGCGCCGCCGAAGACGGCGCCGCCGAAGACGGCGCCGCCGAAGACGGCGCCGCCGAAGACGGCGCCGCCGAAGACGGCGCCGCCGAAGACGGCGCCGCCGAAGACGGCGCCGCCGAAGACGGCGCCGCCGAAGACGGCGCCGCCGAAGACGGCGCCGCCGAAGACGGCGCCGCCGAAGACGGCGCCGCCGAAGACGGCGCCGCCGAAGACGGCGCCGCCGAAGACGGCGCCGCCGAAGACGGCGCCGCCGAAGACGGCGCCGCCGAAGACGGCGCCGAAGACAGUGCCGAAGACAGAGAAGAAGUACUGCAAGGUGUCGCAGAAAGCUUCCUCACCAAUAUUCACCAUCAUAGGUAUGGUUACAACACAGAUGCAUGGUUCAUGUUUUUUCCUACCAAGGUGAAGAAAUACUGGAAGAGGUUGAAGAAAGCUUCCUUGAAAAAAAAUACACCAUUUUUAGAUACGUUUACUACACAACUGUAUAUAACUACAAUAUUUUUCACCCUAGGUGAAGAAGUACUGGAAGAAGCUGCAUAA